Molecule: messenger RNA, 575 nt
Organism: Sipha flava (yellow sugarcane aphid)
Lineage: Eukaryota; Metazoa; Arthropoda; Insecta; Hemiptera; Aphididae
Product: zinc finger HIT domain-containing protein 3
Exons: 4
Coding region: 119-502 (127 amino acids)
Biological process (GO): maturation of LSU-rRNA from tricistronic rRNA transcript (SSU-rRNA, 5.8S rRNA, LSU-rRNA); snoRNA localization; box C/D snoRNP assembly
Cellular component (GO): nucleus; pre-snoRNP complex
Molecular function (GO): protein binding
Source: RefSeq, a predicted model, not a curated record
GAAACAUAUAAUUAUCCUAUAACGUGUGUUAUCUACUUAUCUAAACGAAAAUAUUGAUUAUACACAUUUAUCAACAAUUUGAUGUAAAUAAUAAUAAUCAUCAACGGAAAAAAUUGUAAUGAAGUGUGAUAUUUGUAAAACUAACGAAACCAAAUAUAAAUGUCCUAAAUGCAGAAGUAUAAAAUAUUGUUCAGUUGCGUGUUACAAAAAUCAUUCAUUAGAUAAUUGUACAUCAGACAGCCAAAAUGCAUCAGUUGAAAUGGUACAGAAUACACAGUUGUAUCCAACUGAAGAUACUAUCCCUCCAGAAAAAUUGAAUUUACUUUGUUAUGACACACAUUUAAAAGAAUUAGUUUCUAAUUCUUAUUUACAAAAAAUAAUGGAAAAAAUAGACAACAGUACUAAUCCUAAUGAAGAAUUAGAAAAAGCUAUGAUUGAACCUAUGUUUGAAGAAUUUGCUAGACGGUGUAUAGAUAUUGUAAGGAGUGAGAAUUCAAAUUAAGGAUUAAAAUCAAAAGGCUGAAUUCUAAUGUUUUAUAUAUAAAAUUUAUUUGAUCGAUUUUCAAUUUUAUGUU